UUCUAUUGACAGCAACUUGAAUUCCAAUAAUUAUUCCAAAUUUUCACGCCAAACCCUUUCUGUUGACUGGUUCACUCAAAAGCCCUUAUUUUUACAGUGUUGCAGGCUCUUUCUUGGGCUCGUACACAAUCUUCACUCGCACAUAACAUGGGCAGAGCAACAAGGUGGAUUAAGGGCCUGUUUGGCAUCAAGAAGGACAGAGAAGAGUUGGACAACAACAACAACAACAACAAGAGACAGUCCAGCAAUUCAAGUGGGUUGUGCAACAACCCUGCAACCAUCCCACCCAACAUAUCUGCGGCCGAGGCUGCCUGGUUGAGGUCUUGCAGUUGCACUGAUGAGGCAGACAAGGAGCAGAACAAGCGUGCCAUCGCGGUGGCGGCCGCCACAGCCGCUGCUGCGGACGCAGCGGUGGCGGCCGCGCAGGCAGCCGUGGUGGUCAUCAGGCUGACGAGCCACAGGAGGGGCGCCAUGUUCGGCAGCGGGCCCAAGGGGCAUGCCGCUGUGAAGAUCCAGACAGUUUUCAGGGGAUAUCUGGCAAGAAAAGCACUGAGAGCACUGAAGGGGCUGGUGAAGUUGCAGGCGCACGUGAGAGGGUACCUGGUGAGGAAGCGAGCGGCGGCGACGCUCCAUAGCUUCGAAGCUCUCAUGAGAGCUCAGGUCAGCGCUCGCCUGCAGAGAUCAGCAGCUCGCAGCAGCGGAGGAGGAGGAGCAGGAGACGACGCUCGCCGGCUCGGGUUCGGGACCCGGAAGGCGACCCGCAAGCCCACCGAAACAUUCGAUGACAAGACGAGGAAGGAACACGAGCACACACGCGCCGCCCCACCUCACGGCGGAAGGCUCUCCGCCUCCGCCGUCGACGCCACGGCACUCCACCCCGCCGUCGAGGACGCCUCCAAGAUCGUCGAGGUCGACGAUUGGGUCACGCCCUUCUCAAGCUCCGGACAGACGCCGCCGUGCCGGGCUCCGGCCGGGCACUCCCGCAGCUCCGACUGGCUCGACGACCCCUGGCCCUCCGCGACUCCGGCGAGCACGCCCCGGUCGAUGUACACGCCCGCGAGGAGCGACGCCGUCGGCGGCGGCGGCUGCCUCUUCCGGCGGCGCGGGGGCCGCGGCCUCCUCCUGGUCCCGAGCUACAUGUCGAGCACGCAGUCGUCCAAGGCGAAGCUGAGGUCGCAGAGCGCCCCGAAGCAGAGGGUCGGGGCGGCGGCGGCGGCGGCGGCGGAGGCGGAGGCGCCGAGGAAGAGAGCGUCGCUGCAGGAGGUGAUGAUGGAGUACGAGCGGUCGAGGAGUAGCUUGAGCGGGGCCGCCGGGGUGAGGAUGCAGAGGUCGUGCUCGCAGGCGCAGGAGGCUGUCGUGUUCAAGAACGCCGUCGCGGGGAAGAUGAAGAUGGAGAGGCCGGGGGAAGAAUUUGGAGAGUCGGAGAGAGAUUGUUGGGAGAGAAGAAGAUGGUGAACGUUUGCCUUGUGGGGCGAGCGAGAGAAAUAAAAGAGACCUUGCUUUUCUCCUUUACUUUUGUUUUUUCCCCAGCUUUUCUGGAUUUGUUUCAUGGGUCAAGGGAAACAACUGAUGUGUAGGUGCACCUGGUUCUUCAGAGUAUCAGACUAAUCCUGCCUGGAUGCUUCCAGCGGUUUCGCUCUCUGUUCUACUCACGGUAACCGGUUACCGGAUCAUAAGGUCCAUACUCAUGAACGAGGAGAAUAUGCUGAGAUAUGUGUUCGGAAUUGGAUGUUUAUAGAUUGAAUAUGAGCAAAGCAUUGGAAGUUUGAGGGGCAGAGAAACAAUUGUAAUUUCAUUUGCAUGACAUGAAAUGCUGUCCCACUGAAAUGCGCCUUUGCAUUUGAAUCUGGUCGAGUUCUACUUCCGGCGACCCUGUUAUUGAAAUCAAUAUAUGAUCAUGUAGAGUCUUUGGCUUGUUCUGUCAGGGCAAA
Syzygium oleosum is the source of this 1931-nucleotide messenger RNA. RefSeq names its product protein IQ-domain 26-like. The record is from RefSeq and is a predicted model, not a curated record. Bases 148 to 1455 code for a protein of 435 amino acids. Gene Ontology annotation, molecular function: protein binding. The transcript is spliced from 3 exons. Lineage: Eukaryota; Viridiplantae; Streptophyta; Magnoliopsida; Myrtales; Myrtaceae.